Molecule: messenger RNA, 243 nt
Organism: Blepharisma stoltei
Lineage: Eukaryota; Ciliophora; Heterotrichea; Heterotrichida; Blepharismidae
Source: the annotation of a GenBank genome assembly
AUGAAUUUAAGCGAAAAGAGGUAUAGGGAUUUUGGGGAGAAGUGUGGAGAUAUUAGCAAAAGUAAGUGAUGGAGCUUAAAAAAGGAGAUAAUGCAGAACUACGUGAGAAGAUGAAGCUUAAAAUUGCUAUAUGAAUUUCUUCAGAUGGAAAGCAUAUGAGAUUGUAAAAAAAGAGUCACAAUGCAUAAUAACGCUUUACCAAAAUCCUAUUAUGAGGAUAGAAAUGCAAAAAUAAAUACCUAA